UAUUUAAACUCACUUCCCUCCUCGUUAGAAAUAAAACAAUCUCCCUCAGUCUCUGUUUCUCACAAGAAAUCAAAAUGGACAAGAUCAUUUCCCUCUUUGUUCUUUCAACGCUACCACAACUUGUAGUACCUCAGGCUACCCAUGUGACCUCAUUCAGAGCUGUAAUGGAGAUGGUGUCGGGGGAUUCAAGGAUCUUCUCUGGAGAGAGUGUCCGGCUGAAAUGCAGCAUUCCUGAUGUCCACAGAUCCUCCUGGAAUUACCUGUGGUUCAGAGGAUCUGAGCAGCUCCUGCAGAUUGGGGAUCACCUCAUUCUGUGGAAAGCCAAGGUUCAAGAGAGUGGGACAUUUUACUGCCAGGGAGUGAGGGACACACUUGUGGGAAACAUACACACCCGCCAAAGUCUGCCUUUGGAGAUCAAUGUGGAUGGCGGGUAUGCUAUCCUGCAUGUCUCACCUCAUCCCGCCCUCGUUGGAGACACCUUAAAUGUCACGUGUCGCGUCCGAGGCCCACCGGAACUUCAUGAGAUGAUUCUGUACAAAGAUGGCGUUGAAGUUAUGAAGCAAAAUGGCCUCAACCCACAUUUCUAUCUGACCAAUUUGACCCUUGACGACCAAGGAACGUAUUCUUGUAGGGCUUCCUGGCACGCACACAGACGUACGCACUCUGUAAUUUCAGCUGACGCUCCAGUGCAUGUCUUAGAAGUUCUGUCGCAGCCAGUUUUGGAGAUUGUUGACGACAACUUGAUUCCAUUCAAUAGGAUGAAGCUCAUUUGCCACCUCCAAUACAACGCUCAUGCUCCUAUCCCGCCAAUACACUACUAUUUCUACAUGAAUAACAACCGACUGGGACAAGCAACCUCUGAGAACCAUGACCUGGUCAAACGGACUCCAGGCCAGUACAGCUGCAAGGCCAGGGUGCCCGAGUUGGGCAUCUCCAGAUACAGUGAACCUGAAAACUUUGGACAAGCGACAGGACCAGAGACGAUGACGCCUCCAGUUCUUCAUCCCAGAGACCCACGGCCCCUUGCUCCUCCCUCAAUCUCCUCCCCAGACCUCUCCCUGCCUCCAGCAGCGGAGCCAACAGCAGCCCGGCCCUCCCCUCACCGAUCCACUGCAACUCCUGCUUUUAUUCAGCCCACUGAAGUGAGCAUCCAAUCCUCAAAUCCUCUGCUGAAGCCUUCACUGCCAGCAACAAGCACUCUGCUAUCUACAGUCCAGUCCGUCAACCAAACUGCUACUGAUUUCAAUAUAUUUGAGGAAUCUGGUGAUAUGUCUGGAGAAUCUGGUGACAUGUCCGAGGAAUCUGGUGAUAUGUCUGGAGAAUCUGGCGACAUGUCUUAGGACUCUCCAGACACUGUCCUAUGACGACAAGUUGUCAUACAUUACAGACUAUUGCAGAAAUGAAUUACCUAAAUCAUAAUAAUACUGAUUUAUACCAGAUCAUCUAAUAAGACUGCCACAUCUUUAGCUAUAUGAUACAUUGUGUUGCCAGUGCAAACUUUUUAUGUAAUUGUGUAAUAUUGAUUUGACAUAUUACCAAGUCUCAUCUGUACAAAACAAACUGGAUCAGUAGUGUUGGGAAUAAUAACUAAUGCCAUAUUGGUUAAAUCAAAUAAAGCAUUCCAUAAAUCAUACAGUAUGUAGUACUGGUUUUUAUUGUCAAUAAACUCUUUUUGCAACCC
Molecule: messenger RNA, 1681 nt
Organism: Cottoperca gobio
Lineage: Eukaryota; Metazoa; Chordata; Actinopteri; Perciformes; Bovichtidae
Exons: 6
Coding region: 75-1340 (421 amino acids)
Biological process (GO): cell surface receptor signaling pathway; immune response
Cellular component (GO): external side of plasma membrane
Molecular function (GO): transmembrane signaling receptor activity
Source: RefSeq, a predicted model, not a curated record